This is a messenger RNA of Tarenaya hassleriana, 2619 nucleotides long. RefSeq names its product probable disease resistance protein At5g63020. Gene Ontology annotation, molecular function: protein binding; ADP binding. The record is from RefSeq and is a predicted model, not a curated record. NCBI's taxonomy places the organism in Eukaryota, Viridiplantae, Streptophyta, Magnoliopsida, Brassicales, Cleomaceae.
AUGGGUAACAUUUUCUCAGUUUCCAUAUCAGGCGAUCAACUGGUUCAAGCCCUUUCGUGCUUCUUGUGUGGGAAGGCAAACUACGUCCGCAGGCUCGGAGAGAAUCUGGAGGCUUUGCAGAUGGCGAUGAAAGAGCUAGAGGCAAAGAGAGAUGAUUUGUCCAGAAGGGUAGAGAUAGAAGAAGUAAAAGGCUUACAACGCCUAGCCGAAGUCCAAGUAUGGCUUUCAAGGGUCAAAGCCAUCAAACCCAGCAUCAGUAACCUACUCGAUGCUCGUAGCGCUGAAGCUCAGAGAUGGUGUUUCUGUGGGUUUUGUUCCAAGAAUGUCAUAUCGACCUAUUGCUAUGGCGAAGAAGUAGUCAAGAAGUUGACAGAGGUAAAAUAUCUCAUAUCUGCAGGAGCUUUCGAAAUGGUGGCUGAAAUUGCGCCUCCUCCUAGGGUAAUGGAGAUGCCUAUCCAACCCACAAUUGGUCUCGAGACGAUGCUUGAGACGACAUGGAAGGAUCUCAUGGAAGACGGAGUGAAAACUUUAGGACUUUAUGGUAUGGGAGGAGUAGGCAAAACCACCCUGCUUUGCCAAAUCAACAAUAAGUUCCUCGAGGAGGCGAGGAACGAAUUCGAUAUCGUGAUAUGGAUUGUGGUGUCUAAAGAUCUACAGAUCGAUAGGGUGCAAGAGGAAAUCGGGAAAAGAUUAGGACUUGGUAUUGAGGAGUGGAAACAUAAGAGCAGAAAUGAGAAAGCUUAUGAAAUCUACAGAUUGCUGAGGAGAAAGAGAUUUGUGUUGUUGCUGGAUGAUAUAUGGUGCAAAGUAACUCUAGAGGAGAUCGGGAUUCCGUUACCGAGCACGGAAAAUAGAUGCAAAGUAGUAUUCACCACACGUUCUAAGGAAGUAUGCGGAAGGAUGAGGGUUGAUGUUGAAUUGGAAGUGUGUUUGGCGUUCGAUAAUGCGUGGGCAUUGUUCAGAUCCAAGCUCGGAGAAAUCACGUUGAAGAGUCAUCCAGACAUACCCGAACUCGCGAAGAUAGUCGCCGGGAAAUGUCGUGGCUUACCCCUUGCCCUCAACGUAAUUGGUGAGACCAUGGCUUGCAAAAGGACGGUACGAGAAUGGUGUCAUGCCAUUGAUGUUUUGGCUUCAUCUGCCACCGAGUUUUCGGGUAUGAAAGAUGAGAUUCUCCCCAUCUUGAAGUCCAGCUAUGAUCACUUAGAAAACGAUAACGCCAAGUUGUGCCUCCAAUAUUGUGCUUUGUUUUCUGAAGAUUACAAUAUACGUAAACAUCUCUUGGUAGAGUACUGGAUAGGUGAGGGAAUUUUAGAUGAAGAAGAUGUUGAAAGAGCUGAGAACCGGGCUUACGAGAUUAUUAGUACCCUAGUUCGAGCAUGUUUGCUGAUAGAGCAUAAGCCCGGAGGGUGUGUGAAAAUGCAUUAUGUAGUCCGUGAAAUGGCUUUGUGGGUAGCAUCUGAUUUAGGAAAACAAAGCAACCUUUUUCUGGUGAAAGCUGGUAGCGGAUUACAUCAAAUGCCGAAACUCGAGAACUGGAAAAUUGCGAGAAGGGUAUCAUUGAUGAAUAAUCAAAUCAAGAACAUAACAGACAAUCCCGAGUGUUUUGAGCUUAUAACUCUGUCUCUACGAAACAACAAGCUGGUGAAAAUCUCGGCAGAGUUCUUUCCUUUCAUGCCGUCUCUAGUGGCUUUGGAUCUAUCAGGUAAUGAGGGCCUUACCGAUCCGGAAGAAAUCUCUAAGCUGGUAUCUCUGCAAUAUCUGAGCUUACGACUAACAAAGAUAGCCCAACUGCCCGUCGGUGUCAAAGGGUUGGUGACGUUGAGGUAUCUGAAUUUAGAGCGUACAUAUAGGCUUCAAAGCAUCGUUGGAAUAUCGAGUUUAUCGAACUUGAGAGUACUGAAACUAUAUGCAUCCGGUCUUCUUUCAAACCUCAGCUUGGUAGAUGAGUUGCAGACCUUGGAGCAUUUACAGCUUCUGAACAUUACUAUAAGAGAAGCUUCUGUUUUGGAACAUCUUCUGAGGAACCGCAGGUUGGCAAGUUGUACUCGAUGCCUGUUUCUUCGAGAACUCGUAUCAUCUUCCGGAAUAUCACUCGUCACUGCUAUGGAUCGUCUCCGUGACCUCCUUAUAGUAGAAUCCGAUAUCUCAGAGAUAAAGCUUGAUCGGAGAUCAGGCAACGAAGGCGAGGUCUUUCCAUCUUACACCAUUCCAAGUAACACGUGGUUUCGAAACCUCUUUAACGUGGAAAUAGUCCUCUGCCAAGGCUUUAGGGACCUGACUUGGCUGCUGUUUGCUCCGAGUCUCGCUUCUCUAUAUGUCGCAAUGUCAUAUCAUAUCGAAGAGAUAAUAAGCAAAGAGAAAGCCGAAAGCUUCGGAGGGGAAGGAGGGGGAAGUGUCAUACCCUUUCUGAAACUAGAAAAUAUUUACUUGGAGGAUCUGGAAAACUUGAAGAGCAUCUACUGGAGUCCUCUGCCUUUCCCUUGUUUGAGACUUCUCGGCAUAAAACAGUGUCCGAAGCUGAGGAAACUUCUAAAGGAAGAAUGGCUUGAAGAAGUUGAAUGGGACGACGAAACUACGAAAGAGCGUCUCCUUCUGUCUUGCAAGGCUUAUCUGCUUUAG